This is a messenger RNA of Cornus florida, 1403 nucleotides long. Its product is annotated as E3 ubiquitin-protein ligase RING1-like. Gene Ontology annotation, molecular function: ubiquitin protein ligase activity. The record is from RefSeq and is a predicted model, not a curated record. Gene Ontology annotation, biological process: protein ubiquitination. The coding region runs from base 85 to 1173 and encodes 362 amino acids. The transcript has 2 exons. Lineage: Eukaryota; Viridiplantae; Streptophyta; Magnoliopsida; Cornales; Cornaceae. Gene Ontology annotation, cellular component: cytoplasm.
AUAGCACUCAUUUGUCCUCCUCCAAACAAAACCCGAAUUCCUUAUCACGCACACAAAGGUGGAAACACACGAAGACAGAGAGAAAUGUCGUCCUCACCCACCACCGGUGCUGCCUCCGGCUCCGUCACCGUGGAUAGGCGGACAUACUGGUGCCACGAGUGUGACAUGAGCGUCUCUCUCCUCUCCCCUUCCCCCUCCUCUCCUACCUCUCUCCUCUGCCCUUACUGCCACAGCGACUUCCUCGAAGAAAUGGAUUCCCCUCUUUUCAACCCCAAUCCUAACCCUAACCCUAACUCCAAUCUCUCCCCAUUCCCCUCAUUCUUCGAUCCAUCCUUCCCCCUCCUCUCCCCUCACCAAACUCUAGCUACCACCGAUAUUGACGUCACCGACACCACCACUACCUCCUUCCAAUUCCCUUCCGCCACCGCAUCCGACGACAAUUACCUCCUCGACAGCCCUUACCUCCGCCGCCUGAUCCAACACCUCACCAAUUCCGAAUCCGAUGACGCCGCAACUGCUGCAACCGCCGCGGCCACCACCACUCGCUACCACUCCCCCGCAUCAAAAUCCGCAGUCGAAUCCAUUCCGUCUAUCAAAAUCACAGCUUCAUUGCUGGACCUUGAUCCGGUUAUUCUCUGUGCUGUUUGUAAAGAUCAGUUUGUUGUCGAUGUGGAAGCCAAGCAAUUGCCUUGUAAGCAUAUGUACCAUUCCGAUUGUAUUCUUCCGUGGCUUGCACAGCACAACUCGUGUCCGGUGUGUCGGUUUGAGCUUCCCACCGAGAAUGAAGAUUCGAGGGAGAAGAGGAGGUCCAGAACUGCGGCUUUGAGGUUCGGGGAGCUGAUAGAGGAUGAGGAAUUGUUUGGAUUUGGAAGUACAUUGAGGCAUAUUGCUAGGAGGCACAGGCUUGUGUUUCCUGAGAGCCAGCAGAAUAGCUUGGAUUCUAUUUUUUUGUCACCCACACAGGUGGGAGAAGCCGAGCCGGGGCUCGUGGAGCGUGCUAAUAGUGUUGAGACUGUGUCGAGUUGGCCAACUUGGCCGGUAGAAGGAGGGGUAGGUGUUGGUGGUGGUGGUGCAGAUGGAGACAUAGCUGUGAGUGCCAGGAUGAGUGAGGAUGGUGAUACUGUGAUGUCUGAAGCUAGAGUUUCGGGAUCUGUUUCAGCAAACUUGAGGUAAUGUAUAGAGGUAACUACGAUUGUUUGAGGAUACUUCAACACUAUAAAUCGUCCAAUGAAGUGUAAAUCUGCUAUGGAUGAUCAUUCCAUUGCCCAAUAACCUGAUGUCUAGUUCUUGUGCUCUCUCUGUCUCUGCAAUAGCAAAGAUGGAACUUGUUGCUUGUAAUUAUACUUGUGUGAACUCAUUUUUCCUUUGUUUCUGAUAAUAAUGAGGAUAUUGAGUUGCUCCUA